Molecule: messenger RNA, 1056 nt
Organism: Morchella importuna
Lineage: Eukaryota; Fungi; Ascomycota; Pezizomycetes; Pezizales; Morchellaceae
Exons: 6
Coding region: 1-1056 (351 amino acids)
Molecular function (GO): oxidoreductase activity; zinc ion binding
Source: RefSeq, a predicted model, not a curated record
AUGGCCGGACAAAUCCCAGAGAUGCAAUGGGCUCAAGUGUUCGAGAAGAACAAUGGCCCCAUCGAAUACAAGCAGAUUCCUGUUCCAAAGCCAGGUCCUGAUGAGGUUUUAGUAAACAUUAAAUACACCGGUGUUUGCCAUACCGAUCUUCACGCAUGGAAGGGCGAUUGGCCGUUGGCUGAGAAGUUGCCUCUUGUUGGUGGUCACGAAGGUGCUGGGGUUGUCGUCGCAGUUGGGGAACUCGUCAAUGAUAUUAAGGUUGGUGACCACGCCGGUAUCAAGUGGCUCAAUGGCAGCUGUGGGGCUUGUGACUUCUGCAUGGCCUCCGACGAGCCUCUCUGUGGACAGGCAUUACUGUCUGGAUACACUGUUGACGGUACAUUCCAACAAUACUGCAUUGGCAAGGCCGCCCAUGUAGCCCGUAUCCCUAAAGAAGUCAAACUUGAUGCCAUUGCCCCAGUUCUUUGUGCCGGUAUCACUGUCUAUAAAGCGCUUAAGGAAUCUGGUGCCCGCUCAGGUAACACUGUAGCUAUUACUGGUGCCGGUGGUGGACUUGGAUCCCUUGCCUGUCAGUAUGCCAAAGCUAUGGGUUUCCGUGUCCUCGCCAUCGAUGGCGGCGACGAAAAGAAGGAUAUGUGCCUUAACAAGCUCGGCGCCGAGGAAUUUGUCGACUUCACAAAACAGGAUGUUGUCGCCACAGUCAAGGACCUUACCGGCGGGCUUGGAGCUCAUGCUGUUAUUCUGCUCGCUGUGAGCGAGAAGCCAUUCCAGCAGGCAACUGAGUAUUGUCGUAGCCGUGGUACAGUGGUUUGUGUUGGCCUUCCGGCAAAGGCGAGAAUCAGUGCAGAGGUCUUCCCGACUGUGGUUAGAAUGAUCACAAUCAAGGGGUCUUACGUUGGCAACCGUCUUGACACACAGGAGGCGAUUGACUUCUUUAAGAGAGGACUUAUCAAUGCUCCUUUCAAGACUGCGAAGUUGAGCGAGUUGACUGAGAUCUUCAAGCUUAUGGAGGAAGGAAAGAUUGUCGGAAGAUAUGUUCUAGAUUGCAGCGCAUAA